Cyphellophora attinorum is the source of this 2484-nucleotide messenger RNA. RefSeq names its product AdoMet-dependent rRNA methyltransferase spb1. Gene Ontology annotation, molecular function: rRNA (guanine) methyltransferase activity; rRNA (uridine-2'-O-ribose)-methyltransferase activity. Gene Ontology annotation, cellular component: nucleus; preribosome, large subunit precursor; nucleolus. The transcript is spliced from 2 exons. NCBI's taxonomy places the organism in Eukaryota, Fungi, Ascomycota, Eurotiomycetes, Chaetothyriales, Cyphellophoraceae. Gene Ontology annotation, biological process: maturation of 5.8S rRNA from tricistronic rRNA transcript (SSU-rRNA, 5.8S rRNA, LSU-rRNA); rRNA methylation; maturation of LSU-rRNA from tricistronic rRNA transcript (SSU-rRNA, 5.8S rRNA, LSU-rRNA). The record is from RefSeq and is a predicted model, not a curated record. The coding region runs from base 1 to 2484 and encodes 827 amino acids.
AUGGCCAUCCAGAAGAAGCACGGCAAAGGCCGUCUGGACAAAUGGUACAAACUCGCCAAAGAGAAAGGCUACCGAGCCCGCGCUGCCUUCAAGCUGAUCCAGCUCAACAAGAAGUAUGGUUUUCUGGAGAAGUCACAAGUCUGCCUCGAUCUGUGUGCCGCUCCUGGAUCAUGGUCGCAAGUCGCCGCCGAGACGAUGCCUGCGGGCAGUCUGAUUGUGGGCGUCGACCUGGCCCCGAUCAAGCCGAUACCGCGAACGAUCAUGUUUCAGGGUGAUAUCACGACCGACAAGUGCCGAGCCACGAUACGGCAGCAUGUCAAGCAUUUGAAAGCGGACACUGUUCUGCACGACGGUGCGCCGAACGUCGGUGUGGCGUGGGUGCAGGAUGCUUUCUCGCAGGCUGAGCUGGUGUUGCAGUCGAUGAAGUUGGCGACCGAGUUCUUGAAGGAGGGCGGCACAUUUGUCACAAAGGUCUUUCGGUCCAAGGACUACAAUGCGCUAUUAUGGGUUUUCAAACAGCUUUUCACGUUCGUUGAGGCGACCAAGCCACCUUCGUCGAGAAAUGUGUCAGCAGAAAUCUUCGUGGUGUGCCGAGGCUACAAGGCACCCAAACGACUGGAUCCGAAGUUUCUGGACCCGAAGCACGUUUUCGCAGAAGUCGAGCAGAUCAACCCAAACAACGAGGCCAAAGUUUUCAAUCCGGAGAAGAAGAAGCGAAGGCGUGAAGGUUACGAGGAGGGCGAAUACAUCCAGCACAAAUCUGUACCUGUCAGCGAGUUCAUUCAGACCACCGACCCCAUCAAGAUCCUCGGCGAAACCAACGAGCUCAGCUUCGAGCAGUCGGGCAACGGAGAUCUUGCCCUUGCCGCAGUCAACAGGAUGCCGGAGACUACUGCCGAAAUCCGCCUUUGCUGCAAGGAUCUGAAAGUACUUGGAAAGAAGGAGUUCCGCACGCUACUCAAAUGGCGUUUGAAAAUUCGUGAUCAGUUCGGCAUGUCGGCCAAGGCGAAGAAGCAGCAGAAGGAGGAAGAUGACGCCGCCAAGGAAGGCGAGGAAGUUGCAGAGGUCGAGUCCAUGGACGAAGAGCUCCAGAUACAGGAAGAGAUGCAACAACUGAAAGAUCAGAAGGACAAGUCCAAACGGAAAGAGCGGCGAAGAGAGAACGAGCGAAAACAGAAAGAAGUGGUGCGCAUGCAAAUGCACAUGACCGCGCCGUUCGACAUUGGUCUGGAGCAGGUUGGACCUGGCGGCGAGGGUGCGGUAUUUAACCUCAAGACGGCAGAGCGUGCAGAGGCGCCGGCAAAGAUCGAGACUAGGGAAAUGGAGGAGAGCGAUGAUGAUUCCGACGACGAUUCAAGACCGGAUACUGACAGCGACGCCGAGUCUGACGAAGCAGAGGACGAGCUUGAGCAGCAGCUAGACGACAUGUAUGCCGAUUACCAAACACGACGGGAGGAGCAAGAUGCGAAGCUACGAGCCAAACGGGCUAGAAAGGAGAAGAACACUGACGACUGGGAGGGAUUGUCUGACGAUGGAAAAGGAGAUGCUGAAGCAGAUUCUGACGAUGAAGAAGCAGAGAUGCUACAAUUGCGGAAACCAGCAAAGAGUGAUGGGCUGUCCAGCAAGGCUGCAAUGUUCUUCGAUCAAGAUAUCUUUCAAGGGCUUGGCGUUGACGAACUUGACGACGAUAAUGACAGUGCUAUCGAGCUUGAUGACGACAGUGACGAGAAGAAGCAAACUCACAAGAAGCAGCAGCAGCAACCACAAUCUUCGAAAGCUGUCAAGCAAAAACAGAUCGCUGCGCAGCCGAAGCCGAAACCAACAAAUACCGAAAGUGACAACUGGAGUGACGACGACAACAAACCCACCACAGACACCACCUCAACCCGCCCCGAAGACCCACUCAAACCCAACGGCCAACUCGACAUCGACAUAAUCACCGCCGAAGCCAUGACCAUGGCGCAAUCCCUCGCCACCGGCACCACAAAAUCCUCCGACAUAGUCGACGACUCCUUCAAUCGCUACUCCUUCCGCGACCUCGACGGCCUCCCCGAGUGGUUCCUCGACGACGAAUCCUCCCACUCCAAACUUCAGCGUCCUGUCACCAAAGCCGCCGCUGUUGCCAUCAAAGAAAAGCUUCGCGCGCUGAACGCCCGUCCUAUCAAGAAGGUGCGAGAAGCGCAGGGAAGGAAGAAAUUCAAGGCGGCGCAGAGGCUGGAGAAGUUGAGGAAGAAGAGUGCGUUGUUGGCGGAGGAUGAGGCGUUGAGUGAGAGGGAUAAGGCGAGCAGUAUUGCAAGGAUGAUGAGUCGGGCGGCGAAGAAGAGCAAGCCGAAGCAGAGUGUUAAGUUGGUUGUGGCGAGGGGGAAUAAUAAGGGGAUCAGUGGGCGGCCCAAGGGGACGAAAGGGAAGUACAAGAUUGUGGAUGCGAGGUUGAAGAAGGAUGUUAGGGCUGAGAAGCGGUUACAGAAGAAGUUGAAGAAGUGA